AUGAACUUUAUAAAGGAUGCAAUAACCAGGGUUGGCCGUUCUGCUCGUCAAUUGGAAUCAUUCACCAGUUCACAAAAGGGUAAUGUGCUUUUACCCACGUCGAAAGAAGACUCAACACCAAGAGUAAUACACAAGCCUAAUAGAAAUUUAACCAAUGCAGAUCUUCAUAAAUUCAGACCAUUAGUGAAAGGAUAUCAGCGGAAAGUAUAUCAGGACUUUUUGGAGCCGUUGGGGAUUUCAAAUCUAAAAGUAUUCAAUAAUGAUCUCCCUAAGUAUAAUUCGGACUUGGCCAAAAUUGUAUGGGUACGAAAAACCAACCAAGAUACGGUGAACGUUUUCAAUAACUUCUUGGAAGAUAGAAUAAUAUUCAACCAAAUGAUGGAUUUGCUAAUCGAUAUAACACCCGAAUAUUUAAAAUCGGACGAGGUAAAUAAUGAUCAAACGAUUACGAGAAUACUAAAACAGCAAGAUCACCAAGACCGUAUGAACAAGUUUUCCGAUAUAACCCCAAGAUACCACUUCCAUGAAAUACCACCGAUGCCACUAUUAGAUGCAGAGAGUUUUCAAAAAUAUAUCUACUUUCUUACGCACCUGAAGAUCUUAUACAAGAAUUCACUGUCACUACAAAAUGGCCUUGUAUCGGACAUAUUGUUACAUACGCAUAAAAUAACCAACACAAAGUACCAACCAUUCCGCUCAGUAUACACCUACAAUGACUUGAUCAAGUUUUUUGGAUAUGAUAAGAAUCAGAGUUCGUUUGCAAGAGAACUAUUACUCGUGAUGAAUAAAGACGGUCACAAACCCAACAUCGAUACAAUCAACAAUUUGUUGAAGCUAUGCCAAACACACUCCAAAAUUCGAUCCAUUUCUAACACAUACCAAAUUAUAAUAAAAUAUUUGAAGCUCAGUAAGUCAUUGAAUAUCGAAAUUAAUUUGACGACCUGGAGCAGGAUUUAUGACCUGAUCAACAAUAUUUUUUUAAAAGAAUUAUUCAUAAAUAAAAUAAUCAGCAUUAAUUUGCCUAUUCUGAAGAAUUUAAGCAUUAGGAUUCUUGAUGACUACAUGGAAACCACAAAGGACACAAACGAACUUAUAACAUUCAUAGAAAACGAUUUGCAGGUGGAAUGGCGCCAGGAUUCGAAGUUCCUCAAUAAAAUCAUAUAUCAUAAAGCAAUCAAUGCGACGCAAGAUCAGCUACAUGAGUUAUGGUCAUUUGUGAGCGCUUGUGAAAUUGACAGCUUUUCCAUUAAAUACUUGUUCGAAGGCAUUAUCAAGAAUAAGCAAAUAUCUAAUAAAGACCUUUUACUUGUAUCCCUUUAUUCCAACAUUAAUGAUAAUCUCUACGAUAAUCCUGAUAUUUAUAAAUUUAUAAUACUGGGAGUAUGUGAAAAUAAAGACAACUAUUCUUAUAAUAAAAUUGCAUUCAUUCUCCGCGGAUUGAUCCACGACGCUACUCACUACUUAGGAUUACCACAGGAGGUCACUAAAUACGAGACAAAUAAAUCAGUUUCGGAAAACUUCAAGAUCCUCAAGAGACUAGUUGGAUUCAAGCUAACCAAAUUCGAAGGUAAAUUAGCUUAUUAUAACCGAAAGGGAUCUCCUCUCCUCUCAUUACUGGCCCUGUUGUCUAUGGAGGAAAGAAACCUUUGGAUAGGUCUCAAGGCUCAUAUCAAGCAAAAGAACAAUCCAAUGGACCCCAAGGAAAUCAUAGAUCAUCUACAAUUGGAGCCAUGUACAGUAUUGGUUCCCCAAGACCAAAUUAUCAAAUACGAGCAGUACCAAAACCGCAAAACCGCAAAUGCCAGAAACAGAGAUCGCUUGUAUAAACUUCAACAGGGAAUAGACAACUACACCGUUCAACAAAUGACCGAAAGAGGUAUCAUCGUGUGA
Molecule: messenger RNA, 1890 nt
Organism: Debaryomyces hansenii CBS767
Lineage: Eukaryota; Fungi; Ascomycota; Pichiomycetes; Serinales; Debaryomycetaceae
Exons: 1
Coding region: 1-1890 (629 amino acids)
Molecular function (GO): protein binding
Source: RefSeq, a predicted model, not a curated record